Messenger RNA from Priceomyces carsonii, 1170 nucleotides. RefSeq lists its product as uncharacterized. The transcript has a single exon. Lineage: Eukaryota; Fungi; Ascomycota; Pichiomycetes; Serinales; Debaryomycetaceae. The record is from RefSeq and is a predicted model, not a curated record. Gene Ontology annotation, biological process: carbohydrate derivative metabolic process. Bases 1 to 1170 code for a protein of 389 amino acids. Gene Ontology annotation, molecular function: carbohydrate derivative binding.
AUGGAUUCCAGCUCUACUAUUGUGAUGGAGACAUCAAUGGGAGAGACGGAAAUUAUAAAGAAAAUUAAGGAGAAAGGAAUUAGGUCUGUGAAUAAGACAUUGGCCAGUGAAAAUGAAGCGUUGAGCAAUUUGGUUGGCCAGUAUCGUUAUGAUCAUUUUUCACAAGGAAAUUUGACUAAUUCGUUGGAAAUUAUGUUGCAGACUGUUCAGCGUGGUGGCAAGAUAGUUUUCAGUGGAAUAGGCAAGUCAUAUAAAAUUGCUGGGAAGUUGGUGGCAACAUCUAUAUCUUUAUCGAUAUCGGCUGCUUUGUUGCAUCCCUCUGAAGCUCUACAUGGUGAUUUAGGGAUGAUAGGUGAAAAAGACUGCAUUAUAUUUGUCACUGCAAGCGGAAAUACACCUGAGUUACUUAAUCUUUUACCUCAUAUACCUGAAGUUCCGGUGAUUCUUCUUACGUGCAACCGUGUUUCGAAACUCUCGACUCUGGCACAAGUAAGGUCGCUUCUUUUAACCGAGCUACCAAAACACUUGAAUGAAGACUCGAUCCAUGGGGUGCCAGCACCUACUGUUUCGACAACUUUAUCCUUGGUCUUGGCCGAUGCCACUAUAUUAGCAUUACUGGAGAUCAUUGAAGAUGACUCUUUGGAAAGAAAAAAGCUCUUUUCAAAGAGACACCCUGGUGGUUCAAUUGGAGCUGACUUGAGCCAUUUGAACGAUAAGAUAACUACAGGUAACAGAAAAACUCCCGUUUCAUCGCUAGUAAGCUCUUCAUCGUUACUUAGUCUCAACCAAGUCAGACAAUAUAAGAUUGUGGAUAAUCAAACUGACUAUUUGCCGGGCUCAGAAUCUUCAUCUGAUGAUGAAGACAGAUUAGAGGCCAUAAAACCUAAAAAUCACGGACUUUCUUAUAAAAUAAAAAAUUCGGACAAAUCAAGAGUUCUUACUAUAACUGAUACCGAUUUUGAUCUGCUAAGCGAGGAUGUUUUGUUCAAGUGGACUAUUUUGUAUGAUUUCAUUGUACAAAAGAAAAAAGGAUUUGUGCUUGCAGUUGACUGUGAUAAAAUCAAACCAUUGAUACGACACUAUUUAACUGUGGAUGGAAAAUACACAGCUGAAGUUUGGAACGAUUUCACUAGAAGUUUAGAAUCCAGCUUUACUGAAAUAUACCUAUAG